AUGUUGGGUGAAUGUUGGAUCGAUACCCCGGCGUUCAAAGCCAGUUCCUCCCACCAAUACACCAUUGAUCAUAAUAGGCCUGUCCAGAGUGACCUGGCUUUUGUCCCCCAUAAUCUCAUCACAGAGACGGAGGAGGUCCUCUCUGAGAGUCUGAGCUUCGAGCCCUUUGCGCCCGAAGCUCGCCCAAGCGAUCGGUUACUGGACCGCUAUGCGGACUGUCUCCACUUUGACGAAUGCGAUCCUACCCAGGAUAGGCGACCAUAUCUAGACGAGCUCAUCGCGAGAGCAAGGGCCGACCCACUAACAGUACUGGCUGCAACUGAUGGCUCUGUCCCUCAGUCCAACCAGUAUCAGGCAGCUUCAGCUGCCAUUAUCUACAAGGGACAUCGCGAGCUCGAGAGGACUCGCUAUGUCUCUGGCAGAGUUACCGCCCCAGAUGCGGAACUCAAUGCCAUCUCGUGUGCAGUGCGCCUGGCUGUUAAGCAGGCAAACUGCCAACAUAUUAUGGUCUUUACUGACUCUAUGGGCUCGGCCCAUAGAGCGGUUGACCCUGGUGUGCAUUCUGGUCAGGCUUUUAGCCUGUCAGUUUGUCGCGUUCUUCAAGAGUGGUUUGAGGUGGACGAUCUCCGUUGCAUCACUUUUGUCUACGUCCCAUCCGCUCUGCGGUGGGAUAUUCAUGGUGAAGCACACAAGUACGUCACCGAGCUCAAAGUCAGGGUUGGCCGUUGUAAGACGGACAACUCUAUAGAUGUGCUUCGCUCUCGAGCUGCGCACUCAGUCCUGGAUUCGUGGAAUUCCACUUUCCAGGAUCCAACUUACCGAGGCUCUGAAUUCUUAGAGCUUCAACAGCCUGACGGGCGGCUGCUACAGCCAUUGUACCUCAAUGGGGGACCUUGGCUUUCAACCUUCGGACACAGUAUCACUGAGUUUGCCCACAUGUGCCGGUGUAUAACUGGCCACGCGCCCAUUGGAGCGUAUUACCGUCGCUUCAAGAUCAACAAGCCUCACGGCUGCACUUGCGGGGCUGCUCUGCAGUCCCAUCAGCAUAUUCUCUUUCGCUGUCACGAUCGCUACUCCGUGCAUUACCCCCGCUUUCUUGGGGAUAUUGCAUCGUUUAUGAAGUACAACCCCACGGCAUUUGGCUUCAACCGAGACCCCUCGGGUGUCGGAUAA
Molecule: messenger RNA, 1173 nt
Organism: Cyclocybe aegerita
Lineage: Eukaryota; Fungi; Basidiomycota; Agaricomycetes; Agaricales; Hemipholiotaceae
Source: the annotation of a GenBank genome assembly